Messenger RNA from Monopterus albus (swamp eel), 2464 nucleotides. RefSeq names its product zDHHC palmitoyltransferase 3a (gene zdhhc3a). Gene Ontology annotation, molecular function: palmitoyltransferase activity. Bases 325 to 1260 code for a protein of 311 amino acids. Lineage: Eukaryota; Metazoa; Chordata; Actinopteri; Synbranchiformes; Synbranchidae. The record is from RefSeq and is a predicted model, not a curated record. The transcript has 7 exons.
UCUGGGCAUGCGUGGGAGCAUUUCUGAUUAUCCCAUUGGCUCGUUUCCCCUACGUCAUGACGUCUUGUUGUCGGUGAACGGGAGCAGUAGAAGGAGCAACUCAACUGUGGCUAAAUUAGCCACAGGGAUGGUUACCUUUUAGGCAAGGUUAUGUGGCAUCUAAUGAUAAUUAAUCUGAAGUAAAGGUAGACAGACGUCCCCGGGCGGUUACCGCGUUACAACUGAAGUGUACAUGCAAGCAGCAUGCGGUGACCGAGACUGAGGCCUGAAGGUGCAGUGGGUUUGGUGGCAGCAACAGCAGCAGGCACCUAGCUUAGAUGAAGGAUGAAGAGCCCGGUGCACAGAUGCAGGGAUGUGGAGCAUGGGCGUAGGCAGGCUGGGGACAGGGCAGGAGUCAGCUGCUUACAGCCCGAGCAGCGCAUCCCCAUCUCCAAAGAUGUCAUCACUUCUUCCUCUGCCUCCGCCAUGUGGUUCAUCAGGGACGCAUGCGGCAUUGUGUGCGCCAUCAUCACCUGGCUGUUGGUGUUGUAUGCUGAGUUUGUGGUGCUGUUUGUAAUGCUGCUGCCCUCCAAGAAUCUGACAUACAGCAUUGUGAACGGGGCCCUGUUCAACUUUCUGGCCUUCCUUGCCAUUGCCUCACACCUCAGGGCCAUGUGCACUGACCCUGGGGCGGUGCCAAAAGGGAACGCUACUAAGGAGUAUAUAGAAAGCCUUCAGCUGAAACCAGGGCAGGUGGUCUACAAAUGUCCCAAGUGCUGCAGCAUCAAGCCUGACCGAGCACACCACUGCAGUGUUUGCAAACGCUGCAUACGAAAGAUGGACCACCACUGCCCCUGGGUCAAUAACUGUGUUGGGGAGAACAACCAAAAGUAUUUUGUGCUUUUCACAAUGUAUAUUGCACUCAUCUCUCUCCACGCUCUGGUCAUGGUGGUCUUCCAUUUCCUAUACUGCUUUGAAGAUGAUUGGACAAAGUGCAGUUCCUUCUCUCCUCCAGCAACAGUCAUCCUCCUCAUAUUCCUGUGCUUUGAGGGUCUCCUCUUCCUCAUCUUCACCUCUGUGAUGUUUGGCACCCAGAUCCACUCCAUCUGUACUGACGAGACCGGCAUAGAGCAGUUGAAAAAGGAAGAGAGAAGAUGGGCUAAAAAAACUAAGUGGAUGAACAUGAGGGCGGUAUUCGGACACCCUUUCUCCUUAUUGUGGUUUAGUCCCUUCUCCACCCCUGACCAUGGGAAAGCUGAGACAUACCAAUAUGUGGUGUGAGAACUCAGCGUAGGGGCCGAGGCCCAGCCCAACCCCGCUGAGUUCAGCUCUGGCAGUAUGAACGUGAUUUACACUGUAUCUUCCAUAUUAGCCAUGGACAUCAUCUGCUUUUUGUGUUGCCAAACUAAGUGCGUUAUACAUCCAUUUUGAUGUUGUCUUGAACGAGCUGAGUUGCAGAGAUAAAGAAACACUUUCAGUUUGUGAAUCCUUUUUGCACACACUGUGAUCAGUUUUGAUCUCCUCCUCUCUGUGUUGUAUCAGGAGCCUUCUCCUCUCUGGCUGUGUCUUGUUUUCUCGUGAAGGGUUAUUUCAACUAAAUUUACCACAAAGUCAUAUUUUAUCAUCCUCCCCUGCUGGUGUCUGGGCUUGCAGAUAGUUUCAGUUUUAGCUGUUAAUGUUCUGAGAUAUCCGCCCCUGAAACUUCUCCUGUCAUCCCAAUACAAUAGAAGAGAAUGGAGUUUCCUUUAGAGCUGCAAUUUAGUAUCAUUUUCCUUGUAGACUGACAUCUCGAGAAUUGUUUUGAUUGAUCAUUAAUAAAAUGUCAGAAAAUAGUGAAAAAUGCCCAUCAUUAUGUCAAAAGUAUUCAUAUUCAAAGACAAUGACAAUUCAAAUCAGCAAAUAUUCACACUGGGUUGUCCAGUAACCAGGGCAUUGUUUCUGGAAAUACAAUUUCCAUUUAAGUUGCUGUCAUUCCUCGCAGCUCAGAAGCAUCACAACCAAGAUUCCAUGAACCUGCAAUGUCUUUGUAAUUUUAGAAUGAAAUGACCCUUUACAUCUCGCUCUUGUCAGGCAGUAGUUAGUAGUGUGUUCCAGACAUGGACAAAGUAAACUUUGUAAAUGGCUCCCCACUAGAAUAAAUUAAAGAUUGGCCAGAGGUUGAUCCAGGUUGAAUCUCUACAAUCAGACGUCUUGUGGGGACCAUUCUGCAAAAGUUCAAGACUUUCAAAUGUUGCCAAAUACAGCACAUAGACGAGCCGUUUGCAAUUAUUGUUGUGGAUUUCUGGUUUAUUAUGACUAUGGAAAUGUGGUUGGGCAUCAACAGUGCCUUCUUCUGAAAGUAAGGUUGGUGUGUUUUAUCUAUUCUUACAAUAAGGGUUGCGCUGAUCCCAGUUUUUUCAGACUGUCACUUUUGCACACUUUGUGUUGGUUAAAAUGGCAAAUUUAUCCAUUUCAAGUUAAAGCUACAGUAUAUAAUUUUUUUGAA